Molecule: messenger RNA, 1258 nt
Organism: Mycotypha africana
Lineage: Eukaryota; Fungi; Mucoromycota; Mucoromycetes; Mucorales; Mycotyphaceae
Exons: 2
Coding region: 393-1187 (264 amino acids)
Source: RefSeq, a predicted model, not a curated record
CAAUGAUACAUAGGCGACAGAGCUUACAGGGUAACGAAAGGGAAAAAAAUAUGUCUUUUGUAGUUCCCAGACAUUAAACAUGCUUCCACAUUGUAUGAUAGGGCACAAGCAGCUUUGGCAGCACGACUUCAGGAACAGGAAAAGAAAUAUGAAAAUGAAUCGAGAAAGCUGGUUUUCGAUCCGAAGCGUGGUGCAUUUGUGCCCGUUAAAAAGAAAGGUAUCAUUUUGAAAAGUGUAGACAGGAGAGAGUGUGUGUAUGUGUGUCGUUCUCAACGGAUGACUCAAUCGACCGAAACAUUGUCAUAGAAUCGAAAACAUCCACAUCCACGAGUAAGUCGGAUGAAGAGUCUGAUUCCACUUCAGGUUCUAGCAGUGAUGACAGCGACAGUGAUAUGAGUACGAGCGACGAGGAAGACGAACAAGCAGAGGCAUUCAAUGUUUCAGAUCAAGAAGAAAAAGUUGUUAUAGAAGCAGAAGAAGAAGGAGAUAUACCACUGCCUACCGAGUCCGUAGCAGCGCCACCAUCUACGGCUGGAACAACGGAAGAAGAAAAGCAGCCAAAGAAAAAAGAGUUGACAGAAUCAGACGAUGAAUACGAAAUACCUCUUCCGCCAGGCCCACCCCCACAUAGACCGUUUGCUGAACAAUUAGAACCCAUUCAAACAGCACAACAAAGAAUACCACCUCCUCCACCUCCUGGUCCACCACCCUUCCCUGUAGCUUAUCCUCCAGGAACAAUCCCGCCGCCCCCACCACCUUUCCCAUAUGCCCACCCAAAUUAUAUAAAUACAAUGCCUGUCCCUCCCCCACUACCUCCUCCAGUAGGCAUGAUGCCAUAUCAACAGCAAAGACCUAUGCUAUACCAACCUCCUCCUCCUCCACCUGCAUCUUCCUAUGGAUCCGCUCCAGUUCACUAUUAUCCCAACCGUACUCUCCAUAAUAUGCCGCCAAGACCGGCUACCACAACUGCCUCCUCACAACCACAGCAAGCCGUGAAGGUCACUCCUGUUAUUUCUGCAGAACCUCAAUUACGUGACCUCCAAAAGGAAGCAUUACAGUUUGUGCCAGCUGCUAUUCGUAAGAAACAACAACAUGCUAAAAAAGUGGCUGCUUUACCUAAAGGCGCAAGACCUACCAUCAAUGCUGCUCCUUCCAUUGAAGAAGAAGAACAAGAGAAAGAAUUAUAAUGUACAUAGCAUCUUUAACACACCUAGGAAAAAUAAACCAAAAAUAAAACAUAGUGUAUUUUUGUCGGCUA